AUGCACUUCAAUCUAUUCUCCUAUCUCGUUGUGUGUUUCUUUCUCUUGAGCAGCCUGCCUGUUCAAGUCUCUGCCUAUUUCGUCGUAACGUCUCCUGGGGAAGGUACCGUUUGGCACGUAGGUGCUGCGAACCCAAUCACAUGGAGCAAAGGAGUCAUGGACGGAAUCAAUUCGUUCGACAUUGAGAUGAAUCGCAUGAACGGGGACGGUCUUCACUUCCUCGCAAGAAACGUCCCCAACACGGUUCACUCUCUCAAUGUCUUCCUGCAGGACGUACCCCCCGGGGACGACUACUUUCUCCUUUUCGUCAAUUCGACGCACGGAGUCUUGCACACCACGUCCAAGAGAUUCUCGGUAGUCUCUUCAGACAGCGGUGCAGCCCCUGACUCCAACGCGCCGACUGUAACAAUAAGCGGCGCACCAAACCCUUCGCAAGCAUUUGCGACGACCUACGCUGCCGUUCCCAACGGUGCGCCCCACGACAUUGGGGUGCCUUUGUUGGGCAUGGCAGCCUUGCUUUUUGGGGGGAUAUUCGGCAUCUUGUGCACUCUGUAG
Molecule: messenger RNA, 555 nt
Organism: Pleurotus ostreatus (oyster mushroom)
Lineage: Eukaryota; Fungi; Basidiomycota; Agaricomycetes; Agaricales; Pleurotaceae
Exons: 3
Coding region: 1-555 (184 amino acids)
Source: RefSeq, a predicted model, not a curated record